This is a messenger RNA of Trichobilharzia regenti, 1080 nucleotides long. The record is from the annotation of a GenBank genome assembly. NCBI's taxonomy places the organism in Eukaryota, Metazoa, Platyhelminthes, Trematoda, Strigeidida, Schistosomatidae.
AUGUCAUUCCGGAAUUUAAAGAGGAUGAAAAUUCGAAAAUCAACACUCUUGUAUAUAUUUAUUAUACUAUUUUUUAUGAUACUAUGCUACACUCUGUUUGUUGCAAAGCAUUUACAAACUGAAUCAGAAGUUAAUAUUCCCUUAGAUGGACCACAACCAAUCAUAUUUAUUGGAGGUUAUCCUAGAAGCGGCACAACGCUUAUGCGUGUUUUGCUUGAUGUUCAUCCCAUGAUUCGAUGUGGUCCUGAGACUAGAGUUAUACCGAAAAUGCUUGGUGUGCGAAAAUUAUGGGGCGAAGGAGUUGAAAAUGCUCGACUUAAAGCGGCUGGAUUAUAUCCUGAAGCAGUUGAUUCCGCUGUUCGUUCAUUCAUAUUGUCAAUAAUUAAAAAUGCCGGUGAAAAUGCUCCAGUAUUGUGCAAUAAAGAUCCGUUAUCUUUUAAUCAUCUUUCCUAUUUGGCUGAUUUGUUUCCUGAGGCGAAAUUUGUUCACAUGGUACGUGAUGGACGGGCUGUUGUUAAUUCUCUAGUAAAGCGACAUGUUCGAAUUAAGGGAACGCCUAAUAGUACAGUAGAUAAGUUUUAUACUUGGGAAAGACGUGUUGAACAAUUCUUGCAUGAAUGCGCAUUAAUUGGCCCUGGAAGAUGCGUAACAGUGAAAUAUGAAUCAUUAGUGCUAACACCGUCCAAAGUUUUAAGCGAAUUAUUCCAAUUCCUCAAAGUUCCAUGGGAUCCUGUGGUACUUAAUCAUGAUAAAGCUGUGCAUUCUAAUGCUCUUAGCAAAUUGGAACCAAGUACCUCACAAGUUGUACAUCCAAUUCACUUAGCUUCAUUGGAACCAAGUACCUCACAAGUUGUACAUCCAAUUCACUUAGCUUCGUUAUCUUCUUGGGCUUCAAAUGAAUCAGCAUUACCUGAUGAUUUCAUCAAUUCAAUACAUGAAAAUAGCAAGAUUCUACAAAAGCUGGGUUAUGCGAAUCUUGGUAUCCCACCAAAUUAUGGCACUCCAGAGAUUAAAGUAGCUAAUAUUACUUCCCAACUACAUAAAGAUCCAGAAUUUCGACGGAUUUUCGGUAAUAAAUAA